Messenger RNA from Cariama cristata (Red-legged seriema), 2821 nucleotides. RefSeq names its product storkhead-box protein 2-like. The record is from RefSeq and is a predicted model, not a curated record. NCBI's taxonomy places the organism in Eukaryota, Metazoa, Chordata, Aves, Cariamiformes, Cariamidae. Gene Ontology annotation, molecular function: RNA polymerase II transcription regulatory region sequence-specific DNA binding; DNA-binding transcription activator activity, RNA polymerase II-specific. Gene Ontology annotation, cellular component: cytoplasm; nucleus. Gene Ontology annotation, biological process: positive regulation of transcription by RNA polymerase II.
GUCCUGUGGCACUGACCUGUGCUGCAUUCAGCUGCUCGCACAGUGAUAUAAAGCCCCAAUAUGCACAUUGUUGUUACAUCACAGCUACUGUGGAUACUGUACUGGAGCAUGGAACCAGUCCAUAGGGAUUCAGGUGAUGUAUCACCCAUCAGCAUGUCUCCCAUCAGUCAGUCACAGUUUAUUCCACUUGGGGAAAUCCUUUGCCUGGCCAUCUCAGCAAUGAACUCUGCCCGAAAACAAGUCACACAAGAAGCACUAAUGGAGCACCUAACAACCUGCUUCCCAGGAGUUCCAACACCCAGUCCAGAAAUCCUUCGACAUACCUUGAAUAUGCUUGUACGGGAGAGGAAAAUAUACCCAACUCCAGAUGGUUAUUUCAUUGUAACCCCACAGACUUACUUUAUAACACCAUCUCUCAUAAGAACUAACAGUAAAUGGUACCAUUUGGAUGAGAGGAUACCUGACAGGUCUCAAUGUACCUCUCCGCAACAAGGAACUAUAACUCCCUCCACCUCGGGAUGCGUCAGGGACCGAACACUACCCAAAAACCACUGCGACUCCUGCCAUUGUUGCAGAGAAGACAUGCACAGCAUGCAUGCAUCUACCCUACAGAGGAAAUCAGCAAAAGACUGUAAAGACUCCUACUGUCCUCCUUCAUUAUGUCAGGUCCCACCUACUGAGAAAAGUAAAAGUACUGUCAAUUUUUCUUAUAAAGCGGAGACGCUCACAAAGCCUAAGGAUGUAGAAAAGCAGUCUAAGAAAUUUGGACUCAAAUUAUUCCGAUUAAGUUUUAAGAAGGACAAGACAAAACAGUUGGCAAAUUUCUCUGCCCAGUUUCCUCCAGAGGAGUGGCCGCUAAGGGACGAGGACACCCCUACCACUAUACCUAGAGAGGUAGAAAUGGAGAUUAUCAGGCGCAUUAACCCAGACUUGACUGUGGAAAAUGUCAUGAGGCACACUGCACUAAUGAAGAAACUUGAAGAAGAAAAAGCUCAACGAAGCAAAGCAGGAUCUUCAGCUCACCACAGUGGACGAAGUAAAAAGAGCAGGAAUCACAGAAAGUCUCAUGGGAAAUCGAGGUCGCACAGCAAGACUCGGGUGUCCAAAGGAGACCCAUCAGAUGGUUCUCAUUUGGAUGUACCUGCUGAAAGGGAGUACGAGUUCUAUGAUCCCUUGGCUCGAUCCCCACGGGAAGGCUGUUUUAUAAUAGAACACAAGGGAGAUAAUUUUAUAAUGCACAGCAAUCCUAACAUGAUUGAAUCUCACUUUCCCAUGACACCAGAGUGGGACGUAUCCGGUGAGCUGGCCAAAAGAAGAACUGAAAUGCCUUUCCCCGAGCCUUCCAGGGGAAGCUCCCACUCCAAGGUCCAUCGGAGCCACAGCCAUACACAGGAUAGAAGAUCGAGGAAUGAGCGGUCCAGUAAGGCUAAAGAAAGGUCGAGAUCCAUGGAUAACUCCAAGGGGCCUCUGGGCUCAGCUGCUUUAGGCACACCUGAAGAUAUAGGUGAAGGCUGUAGCCCAGAUGACCAAACAACUAGCCAAACUUACAUUGAUGAUAGUACCUUAAGGCCAUCUCAGUCGCUCAGUCAUCAAAGGGCUCUGAUUUCAUCUGCAAGCUACAAAGAGACUUGCAUCCCUGAAAUAGCUAGUGGCAGCGUAGAAACCCCCAGUUCUUGUAGCCUAUUGGAACAAAGCAAGCCUACAGAGAAUUUGCCAUCAUAUAGCGAGCUCAACUCCAGCACAACAAAAUCCGCAGUUGAUGACUAUUUUCAGUGCAACACAUCCAGUGAGACUGUGCUUACUGCUCCAUCACCACUGGGAAAGAAUAAAGAGGACCAUGAUACGCUGACAGGGACAGAUGCGCUCAAAAAAAUGACUCCCACAGAAAGGCAGUCUCAGCAUAUUGCUAGGGAGCCUGGGGUGCACAAAGAGGAGUCCCCAAAGGGCCCGAGCAGUGGUUCAGCUGUUGCUGGCCAAACUCCAGAGGUGAUUGCAAAUGGACGGCUGGUUCAACACCAUAGCGCUGAAUCAAGCAGCCUUGAUAAAAGGAAAGAAAUAUUUAGCAAGGAUACACUCUUUAAACCUCUGAAAAAGAAUAGUUACCAUAAGUCUAGCACACCCCUGCUAAAGCCCCAUCAAAAGACCCCCUCUGACACCUUGCCAGUCAGAUGUGAGAAACUUGAACAAGUGAUAGUAACCUCAGUCACACAAGUCAUGCCCGUUUCACAGAGACAGCAAGAGACAACUGGGAACCAGGAGGCCUCCUUCGACUACUACAACGUAUCUGAUGACGACGACUCAGAGGAAGGAACCAACAAAAAUGCUGAGGAAGAAAAGAACAGGGAUGAUGUUGGUACGAUGCAGUGGCUCCUAGAGAGAGAAAAGGAGAGGGAUCUGCAGCGAAAGUUUGAGAAGAAUCUUACUCUUCUCACCCCGAAGGAAACAGAAAAUAGCAACAACCAGAGAGCCACCCACUCAGCCCGCCUGGACAGCAUGGACAGCAGCAGCAUUACUGUGGACAGCGGGUUCAACUCUCCACGUACUCGUGAGAGCCUGGCAUCCAACACUUCAAGUAUUGUUGAAAGCAACAGACGUCAGAACCCUGCUCUGAGCCCUGCACAUGGUGGGGCAGGCCCAACGUUCAACUUCCGAGCCGCUGCUGACCCACCAACAAGUGAAGCUGAGAAACUGCAGAAACCUGCUAACUGCCUGCAAGCUUCUGUCACUAGUGUCUGAUAGUCAUCCCGCCUCAGAUCUUCUGUCUCAUCCUAUACAGCAAAGUUUACGACACUGGGACUGAUGUUUACAUCUUUGGGGAAAA